Molecule: messenger RNA, 2698 nt
Organism: Aplysia californica (California sea hare)
Lineage: Eukaryota; Metazoa; Mollusca; Gastropoda; Aplysiida; Aplysiidae
Product: N-alpha-acetyltransferase 40
Exons: 9
Coding region: 262-1005 (247 amino acids)
Cellular component (GO): nucleus
Molecular function (GO): protein N-terminal-serine acetyltransferase activity; histone H4 acetyltransferase activity; histone H2A acetyltransferase activity
Source: RefSeq, a predicted model, not a curated record
GCGGACAGACGAAAGUGAAAAAGCUAUUAUAGGCCUACAUUGAACGGAAACGACAAGGGCCUAGGCCUUUAUAAAACGAUGUCUGCAAGUAGACGUACACCGUACAGCACCGGAAGUUAUUGGCUUUUGGACCAAAACAGCGAUCUAGAUAUCUCUCUGAGCAAGACUCGGAACGCGCGGGGAAAGUGACAAAGUGCUCCCAAGAAAUCCUGUGCACGAUUACCUUCGUAGCCUAAAGUUGAAUCCUUGUACAGCGACGAAAUGGGGAGAAAGUCUACUUCAAAAUCCAAAGAAAAGAAGCUCAAAAAGAAAGAGGAGUCAGCUAAAGUAUCGGCACAAUGGGCAAAAGUGGAAGCUGCAAAUAAGAUGGAAGAUCCCUUGGCUGCUUUUCCAGUGUUCCAGAAAUAUGAAAGGAAUGGAUUGUCUGUCACUUUGGAAACAAAACGAGUCGGCGACUUGGAUGAAGACACUGUCAACUGGGCUUACGAAUUGACAAAAACUAACAUGCAGACCCUAUAUGAACAGAGUGAGUGGGGAUGGAAAAGCCGAGAAAAGAUGGAGGAGAUGACAGAGGAGAAAGCCUGGUACCUGGUGGCCAAGGACCAGGACGGCAAGCCGGUGGCUUUUAGUCACUUCAGAUUUGACAUGGAGCUGGACACGGAAGUCCUCUAUUGCUAUGAAAUACAGCUUUGCCCAGACGUGCGAAAGAAAGGGCUUGGGAAAUUCAUGAUGCAAAUCCUUGAACUUAUGGCAAACAGAUUUGAAAUGAAAAGUGUGAUGCUGACGGUGUUUAAGCAUAAUAAUACUGCACAGGAAUUUUUCAUGAACAAACUGAAAUACACAGUUGACGAAAUCUCUCCAGAGCAAGGUAUCUAUGAUGAGGAGGACUACUCCUACCAGAUUCUCAGCAAGCUGACCAAAAUUGGGCGAGAGGCGGCAAAAGAGGCCGCACUGCAGCCUCCACCUACAGGCUGUCCCAAGCCCUGUUGUUCAUUCAGUCAGUGACCAUUUGGGUUGUUUGAAGGAAGGGAUUCCUCAAGUGUGUGAUGGUCGUAUGGGAAGGAAGUGAUGAAGGAAACCACUGCCAUGCUCUUGACAAAGAACUCGGUGGUUGGGGUGACUUGAGCAUGUGGUGAAAUGAACCGUUUUCGAUACCAAAGUUGUCAGCAUUUUUUGAGGGAAGGGGAUCAGUAGGAGCAGGAGCGGUGAUGGUCAAAAAUCGAUUGUUUGUUCUGUGCGCAUCUCUAUUUUAGUUUUAUUUUAGUAAGUAUUUUACAGCUCCAGCAAAACUAAUAGGUCAUGCAGUGCCAAAGAUUAGAGAUUCUAUUAGAGAAUGUUGAAUAAAGAAAAGAAGGAGAGAUAAGGAUGGUAGGCAUUUGAUAGGAAGGAAGCAGCAAACUACACCAGACGGCCUACCAACCACCCAACCUCAUCUCUCAGCUUGACUUCUGUGUGGGGAGAAUUUUUAGUGAGUGUCUUGCUCUUUCUGUUGAGAUGUAUCCCUCUUAUCGUGGUUGAACCAUGCCAAGCUGGACUAAAGCCUGCUUUGCAAAUGAUAUAAAUCGUGUUGAUGGGGGCAUAAAAGUCACUUCCAUUGAAAAAAAAAUGAAUUUAAGAGAUAGCUGUAAACACCUGAAACUGACUUGGCAUGAAAACAGCAUCAUGUCGCACUGUCCAAAUCAUGAUAAUUCGAUUUCCUUUAUUUCGAUGGUGAAAUUAUGUACAUCGUAAUAACAAACAGAAAUAAUCCCAGUAGCACGCUGGUUACUUUCGAGAUUGGUAAAUUGCUUAUGACCAAGGUAAUGUGGAAAAAUGGGGUGGUAAGAGAAGCAGAAUAAAUUUAUGUUUGGUAUCUGUGUAACAACAGGCAGCAUUGUGACUUUACCAUCAGCCUCAUGUGUCCAAUUCUGAUGUGCAAAAAUGUGUUCCAAUGAUUUUUUCUCUCAUGGAUUCUGUUUUCAUGAUUGUAGUGUGAAUCGUGAUAUGUUUUUUGCAAUGAUCUGUUGCCUACACGGAAAGUAAUGAGACCCCUAAUAUCUCUGUAAUUAUGACUGCACUUGAAUUCUUCAGAUACCUUAUUGUGACUUGAUUUAUGGACAUAUUAAAUUGUGGUCCAGCAGUUCUCCACUUAAGUCUAUAUCUUGCGCCGAGUUACAAAAUUAGAAUGGUUUGAAAAUUCGGGGGAGAAACAGCUUUUGAGGACAACUGAUGGUAUUUCAACAGUGUUGUUGCUGUGGUUCCAUUUUUUACCCUCUAAUGGAACGUUUUAUCUGUAAAUGAGGGGAUUUGGUUUCAGACUUUCUUUCAACCCAUGAGUUUGAGUGGUUUUUUAAUUAAAUGCCAGUGUGUUCGGGUUGUAUAUAUUUGAGUAGACCUUUUUUAAUUUAAAAGUCAAGUUGGCUUCUUUUUUUUUUAAGUUGUCAGCAAAGUUGGUGUGGGAUUGAAAGGACAAUUUUGAAUUUAAAAAUGAAUUUCGGAGGUCAGACAGAAAGCAAUCACCCUAAUGCCAUCCCAAGGUAACUUGGUUUCGCGCUGAGGAAUGACUGGUUUGAGUGGAAAUUUGUGUCUAUCUGAUGUUCUUGGCCUAGACGCUUUCUUGUUAAGUGUAACAUAUUGAAUUCUUGUACAUGUAGAUCCACUUAAAACAAGUGAAAUGGAAGGCAAAUAAAUUUUUAUGAAUUAAAACAUAGACUUGUGA